Miscanthus lutarioriparius is the source of this 2157-nucleotide messenger RNA. The record is from the annotation of a GenBank genome assembly. Lineage: Eukaryota; Viridiplantae; Streptophyta; Magnoliopsida; Poales; Poaceae.
AUGGGCUGCGAUGAUAUCUACUCGAUCAACUCGACAACGUACAGGUUUUGCAACAGCAGCUAUUCCCAGCAAUGGUUUGUGGUGAAGUACUACCAAGGCAGGGAGUCGGGGGCCGCCGUCUUCCUCGCGGUCCUCACGGCGGCCGUCAUGUUCGUGCUCGGCAUCAUCCUCGUCGGCCUCAGCCUCCUGGGCCGCCUCUCCGGCCGCGCCGCCCUCAACCCCACCGUCCGCGUCUUCCUCUAUGCGUCCUUCUCCCUCUUCCUCCCCCUCAUGUCCUACAUGUUCUCCCAGGCCAAGGAAGAGGCCGCCAAGCAGAAGGCGGUGCAAAAGCUGGACAGCCUAAGUGCCGGAGAUCUGCCGUUCCGUGCCCAGGUCAUCCUUGUCUGGAUGCUCAGCGUGGAGCUCCUGCGCAAGAAGCUGGAUGCCAUCCUCACUGCCAUGAGCUCGUCCCCGCUGCGCACAGUCCACCACCAGCAGACGCUCUGGGAUGCCAUCGACCAGAUCGUCCGCAUCGCGUGGAUCGGCUAUCUCAUCUACUCGUAUGUGCACGGCAUCCUGGAGCCGGGGUUCAUCAUCCUCUGGGUGCUCACCCUCAUCAAGGCGGCCCAGAGGGUCGCCGCCGUGGAGCUUGCCAAGCGUUCUUUUGCCGUUGGCAAGAACGCACACCUUGUCGUGGGUUACGUCGCUCAGAUGACGGAGGAAGAGGGGAUCCGAAGCGAGCAGCAGACCGGCACAAUGCUUCUGAGGAAGUGCUGGUACCCAGUCAUGGGGGAGGAGAGGCUCAAGAGGCAAGCAGGUCCCGAAGGAUACCGAGUGAAGCUACAAGAGUUGGACGACAAGAAAGACCUCGUCACCGUCGGUGACAUUUGGGAGCUGGCGGAAGGCGGUGAUGGCAAGCCGGCCGACCGCCUGCUAACCGACCACCCGACACUGAUGGAUCUCUGCCUCGCCUUCGCGCUCUUUAAGCUGCUGCGCGCAAGGUUCCAGAAGUUUCAAGUGGAAGAGGAAGUGGCGGUGAAGAACCGCGACCUCAUCUUCCGUGGCCUCAGCAACAACGAUGAUGCUGGUGGCCAAGGAGUUGAUGAUAGCACCAAUGGCGAUGAUAGAGAUGGCGACGACAGCAGCAGCAAGCAGCUUGCGGAGAGGGCCUUCCACGUGAUUGAGCUGGAGCUCAAUUUCGUCAUGGAUUACUACCACUCAGUGGUCCCCGUGGUGCUUUGCAGCCCAUGGUUCCUUGUUGGCAACUACUUCUUCGUGUUCCUCAUCGUGGUGAACCAGGCCGUCAUUGCCCUCGUCAUCACCGGCAACGGCGCCCUUCUACCCGUCAUCGGCUGCCUCGCCCGAGACGUCGCCACGCUAUCUCGCCGGGCGAUCGUCCUCUUCAAGUGCCUCGGCCACAAGGUGCUCCAGACCACCAUCGACUUGUUCUCGUCCUUCAACAUCCUGGUGAGCCUCCUGCUCUUCCUCACCUUCCUUGUCAUGGAGGCGUGGGAGUUCGUGGUGUACGUGCUCUCCGACUGGCUCCUGGUGUCCCUGCUGUGCGAAUACGCACGUAGGCCCAGGUGGCAGUCCUCACGGUGGGUGCAGAGAGCCUUCUGCGCGUUGCUGUGGGUGAAACGAGCCGGCCGGCCGCACAAGGGCAUGCGGUUCAACCAGGCGUGCAUCCUCGACCUCCGCCAGCACACGCCGUGGGUGAUCGCCUCCAAGCUGCUGCAGCACCGGUUCCUCGGGAUGCCGUCGGUGCCCGUGCCGAAGGAGGUGAAGCACGCGGUGUUCGCCUCCCUAAGGGCAAAGGGCGGCGGUGGCGAGCCCCUCAGCAAUGGGGUGGCCGUGCUGCACCGCCGUGGCUACCAGCAGCUCCUGUGGGCUUGCGACAGCAGGAGUGUCACCGAGGUCAUCCUCGUCUGGCACAUCGCCACCUGCCUCUUCGAGAUGAAGAACUCAGCUCAGGCGGCGGCUGGGGCAGGGAGGAGCACGGAGGAGACGGUUGCCGCGACACUGUCCAAAUACUGCGCCUACCUGGUGGCCUGUGCGCCGGAGCUCCUCCCGGAGGACCUGGAGGGGUCGAAGCACGUCUACAAGGCCCCGCGACCUCCAUGGCGCCCUACGCAGGAAGGGGUGCAGGAGCGCAUCGGGGGGGCAGGCUGGAGCGGGUGA